AUGGCCACUGAUACUUCCACUUAUAAGCUCAACCACACGAUGAUGCGGGUCAAGGACCCGAAGAAAUCAGUGGAGUUCUACAAAUUUCUCGGCCUGAGCUUGGUCAACACCAUUGACGCGCCCGAAUGGAAAUUCUGCAACUACUUCCUGGCCUACGAUGGUCCGGCCUCUCUCCAGGGUGAUCGUCACUGGACUGACAGAAAUGCCGUGCUGGAACUCACUCACAACUAUGGCACCGAGAACGACCCCAACUACAGCGUGGUGAACGGCAACACAGAGCCGUACCGUGGCUUCGGUCACAUCGCCAUCUCCGUCGACAACAUUGAAGCUGCAUGCAAGCGCAUCGAGGAUGCUGGGUACCCAUUCCAGAAGAAAUUGACCGAGGGCCGUAUGCGACACAUCGCUUUUGCUAAGGAUCCUGAUGGAUACUGGGUUGAGAUUAUCCGCCGCGCCGAUGAGGACCUGGGCACCACUACCGACCCCGGCAGCUACCGCCUGAACCACACUAUGCUCCGUGUCAAGGACGCUGAGGCUAGCUUGAAAUUCUACCAAGAAUCUAUGGGUAUGACUUUGGUCCGCACUAUCGAAAACCCCGACAACCAGUUUAACUUGUAUUUCCUGGGAUAUCCUGCUGCCAACCCUGAAAUUAAGGAGGGCGCAAAGAACAGCGUGGCAGAAUGGGAGGGCCUGCUGGAACUGACCUGGAACUAUGGCACCGAGAAACAGGAGGGUUCCGUCUACCACAACGGUAACACCGAGCCUCAAGGUUUCGGUCACAUUUGUAUCUCUACCGAUGAUCUUCAGGCUGCGUGCGACCGUUUCGAGUCCCUCAAGGUUCCCUUCAAGAAGCGCUUGAGUGACGGCCGGAUGCACAACAUUGCAUUCAUUCUGGAUCCCGAUGGAUAUUGGAUUGAGGUGGUACAGAACGAGAAAAUCAAGCGGACCUCGAACUGGUAG
This is a messenger RNA of Penicillium soppii, 957 nucleotides long. Its product is annotated as lactoylglutathione lyase GLO1. The transcript is spliced from 3 exons. The record is from RefSeq and is a predicted model, not a curated record. Gene Ontology annotation, molecular function: metal ion binding; lactoylglutathione lyase activity. Bases 1 to 957 code for a protein of 318 amino acids. Lineage: Eukaryota; Fungi; Ascomycota; Eurotiomycetes; Eurotiales; Aspergillaceae.